CUCAGUCCCACUUCGUUACAGGGUAACACGGAGACCCUGUUCAUAAAACAGGAGACAGAUGAAUGUGUCUCCAUAGCUGUUGAGUGGAUACUGAACACUCGGGUGGAUUGUGGUUCUUCAAAUUGUGGCAAUGCAACAUUUGGCAACAAUCGGCAACAAUGCCACCUUUCUUGAAGCUCUGCACACGUGAUCUUUCUCACAAAGUGGUCAUAAAAACUUGGGAGUGAAGCUAAAACAUUGAUUUUGUACCAUACUAUAUUAUUAGUGCUUUCCUCAUGCCAAAUAUGGCUUAUCGUAUUGCUUUGUGUCGCGUAACUUGAAACAUACGCACAUGCGUACGUGGAAU
This is a messenger RNA of Geodia barretti, 346 nucleotides long. The record is from the annotation of a GenBank genome assembly. NCBI's taxonomy places the organism in Eukaryota, Metazoa, Porifera, Demospongiae, Tetractinellida, Geodiidae.